CGGGGCCCCGGGCGCGGCUCUGGCGGCCGUUGCCUCGGCCUGAGAUGGCCUCGGAGCUGGCCCUGAGCGGGGCCGCGCUGCCCACCAGCCCGCUGGCCAUCGAGUACGUCAACGACUUCGACCUGAUGAAGUUCGAGGUGAAGAAGGAGCCGGCCGAGGCGGAGCGCUUCUGCCACCGCCUCCCGCCGCCGGGCUCGCUCUCCUCCACGCCGCUCAGCACCCCCUGCUCCUCCGUGCCCUCCUCGCCCAGCUUCUGCGCGCCCAGCCCCGGCGGCGGCGGCGGACAGCCCGGCCAGGGCCUCCUCGGAGCCCCGACGGCCGGCGGAGGAGGAGGAGCAGGUGGAGGAGGAGGAGGAGGAGGCCACCUGGCGCAGGGCAAAGCGGCGGCCCAGCUGGAGGAUCUCUACUGGAUGUCGAGCUACCAGCACCACCUCAACCCCGAGGCGCUCAACCUGACCCCCGAGGACGCCGUCGAGGCGCUGAUCGGAGCGCCCCAUCACCACCACCACGGGCACCACGGCGGGCCAGGAGGAGGAGGAGGAGGAGCCCCCGGCGGCGGCAGCAGCAGCAGCUUCGACGGCUUCCGUGGGCAGCCCUUCCCGGGCGAGGAGCUGGCUCCGGGCGCCCCCGGUCCUCACCCUUCCCUGGGCCACCACCAUCACCACCACCAUCACCACCACGGGCCGGGGGCCCCCGGCGGGGGCGGCCACCACCACGGCCACGGGCACCACCACGGCCACGGCCACGGGCACCACCACGGGCACCCGGGGCACCUGCACGCGCGGCUGGAGGAGCGCUUCUCCGACGAGCAGCUGGUCUCCAUGUCGGUGCGCGAGCUGAACCGGCAGCUGCGCGGCUUCAGCAAGGAGGAGGUGAUCCGGCUGAAGCAGAAGCGGCGCACCUUGAAGAACCGCGGCUACGCCCAGUCCUGCCGCUACAAGCGCGUCCAGCAGCGGCACAUCCUGGAGAACGAGAAGUGCCAACUGCAAGGCCAGGUGGAGCAGCUCAAGCUGGAGGUGGCGCGCCUGGCCAAGGAGCGCGACCUCUACAAGGAGAAGUACGAGAAGCUGGCCGGGCGCGCCUUCCCCGCCGCCGCCGGCCCCCCCAACGGGGUCCGGGAGCCCCCGCCGCCCCCGCCGCCGCCCCCCGGCCCCGCCAA
This is a messenger RNA of Notechis scutatus (mainland tiger snake), 1159 nucleotides long. RefSeq names its product MAF bZIP transcription factor A (gene MAFA). The record is from RefSeq and is a predicted model, not a curated record. Gene Ontology annotation, biological process: regulation of transcription by RNA polymerase II; response to glucose; insulin secretion. NCBI's taxonomy places the organism in Eukaryota, Metazoa, Chordata, Lepidosauria, Squamata, Elapidae. Gene Ontology annotation, molecular function: RNA polymerase II cis-regulatory region sequence-specific DNA binding; DNA-binding transcription factor activity, RNA polymerase II-specific. Gene Ontology annotation, cellular component: nucleus.